Messenger RNA from Penicillium macrosclerotiorum, 1245 nucleotides. Its product is annotated as type I HSP40 co-chaperone YDJ1. The coding region runs from base 1 to 1245 and encodes 414 amino acids. Gene Ontology annotation, cellular component: cytoplasm; cytosol; nucleus. The record is from RefSeq and is a predicted model, not a curated record. NCBI's taxonomy places the organism in Eukaryota, Fungi, Ascomycota, Eurotiomycetes, Eurotiales, Aspergillaceae. Gene Ontology annotation, biological process: response to heat; protein refolding. Gene Ontology annotation, molecular function: Hsp70 protein binding; ATP binding. The transcript has 4 exons.
AUGGUCAAGGAUACCAAGUACUACGAGUGCCUAGGGGUUGCGCCCGAUGCGUCCGAGGCUCAGCUCAAGACUGCCUACAAGAAGGGUGCCCUCAAGUUUCACCCUGACAAGAACACCAACAACCCCGAGGCCGCAGAGAAGUUCAAGGAGCUGUCACACGCCUACGAGAUUCUUUCCGACCCUAGCAAGCGUCAGAUCUACGACCAAUAUGGUGAAGAGGGUCUCGAGGGUGGCGGUGCUGGCGGUGGCAUGAACGCCGAGGAUCUCUUCUCCCAGUUCUUUGGCGGCGGCGGUGCCUUCGGAGGGAUGUUCGGCGGUGGCAUGCGCGAUACCGGCCCCAAGAAGGCCCGCACUAUCCACCAUGUGCACAAGGUCAACCUGGAGGACAUCUACCGUGGCAAGGUGUCAAAGUUGGCGUUGCAGAAGUCAGUCAUCUGUCCCGGCUGUGAUGGCCGCGGCGGCAAGGACGGUGCGGUGAAGGAGUGCACAGGCUGCAACGGUAGCGGUAUGAAGACCAUGAUGCGCCAGAUGGGUCCCAUGAUUCAGCGCUUCCAGACCGUCUGCCCUGACUGCAAUGGCGAGGGCGAGAUCAUCCGUGAGAAGGACCGCUGCAAGCGCUGCAACGGCAAGAAGACCACCGUCGAGCGUAAGGUCCUGCACGUCCACGUCGACAAGGGUGUGCGUGACGGCCACAAGAUUGAGUUCCGUGGUGAGGGUGACCAGAUGCCUGGUGUCAUGCCCGGUGAUGUGGUCUUCGAGAUCGAGCAGAAGCCCCCCCCCCGUUUCCAGCGCAAGAACGACGACCUGUUCUACCAGGCCGAGAUUGACCUGCUCACUGCCCUCGGUGGUGGUACCGUCCACGUUGAGCACCUGGAUGACCGGUGGUUGACCGUCAACAUCGCCCCCGGCGAAGUUAUUGUUCCUGAUGCCAUCAAGGUCAUCCAUGGCCAGGGUAUGCCCUCCUUCCGUCACCAUGACCACGGCAACUUGUACAUCAAGUUCGACGUCAAGUUCCCCGAGAAGGACCAGCUCCAGAACCUGGAGCUUCUCGAGCAGGUUCUCCCGCCGCGUCUGCAGCAGAACCAGCCCCCGGCCGAUGCCAUGGUCGAGGACUUCGAGUUGGAGGACAUUGACACUAGCGAGAACUCGCAAGCCCGUGCUCACGGUGCCGGCGGCUCUGCUAUGGAUGAGGAUGACGAUGAUGUGCCUCCUGGUGCCGAGCGUGUGCAGUGCGCCUCGCAGUAA